AUGUUUCCAUCUUCUCUUGGAAAAUUGGGCAGGCGGCCAGUGCAUCUUACUGAUGGAGCAGAGGAAUUGAUUAGCGGUCUGACUAAGAAUCUUCAAGUAUGUAUGUGCAUGUCAAUGUUGCGUUUAAUGAAUGAUCUCAAUCCUUUGAAGCAAAUCACAGGAUGACAAGAUCGACAAAGCAGAAGUUGCGAAACGCGAUAUCGAUAGCCCAAUGACUUUUGGUGCGCUCUUUUGUCACAGCGUAGGUGGUUGA
Molecule: messenger RNA, 253 nt
Organism: Hymenoscyphus albidus
Lineage: Eukaryota; Fungi; Ascomycota; Leotiomycetes; Helotiales; Helotiaceae
Source: the annotation of a GenBank genome assembly